AUGAAAAGAGAUUGUCGGAUUUGUCAGUUGGGAGCGGAGAGCGGUGGGAUUGAGUUGGGGUGUUCCUGUAAGGACGAUUUGGCGAUUGUCCAUAGACAAUGCGCAGAGACUUGGUUCAAGAUCAAAGGUGACGAGAUUUGUGAGAUAUGCCACUCGGUGGCCCGGAACAUCGCCGGAGCAAACGCAAUCACGGCGUCUCCGGAGGAACAGGAGACGGUGGCCAACGGCGGAGCCACGGUGACGGUGGCUGGAGGAGGGAGUCAGCCGCCGGAGAGUCCGAGCGUAUGGCAAGGCCAACGCUUCCUUAACGUCCUCUUGGCGUGUAUGGUCUUUGCCUUUUUCAUAUCAUGGCUUUUCCAUUUCAAUGUAUCCUCCUCCUGAACACACGCAUAAACAUAUACGCACA
This is a messenger RNA of Tarenaya hassleriana, 406 nucleotides long. RefSeq lists its product as uncharacterized. Lineage: Eukaryota; Viridiplantae; Streptophyta; Magnoliopsida; Brassicales; Cleomaceae. Gene Ontology annotation, molecular function: zinc ion binding. The record is from RefSeq and is a predicted model, not a curated record. The coding region runs from base 1 to 381 and encodes 126 amino acids. The transcript has 2 exons.